Messenger RNA from Aspergillus saccharolyticus JOP 1030-1, 429 nucleotides. RefSeq lists its product as uncharacterized. The transcript has a single exon. The record is from RefSeq and is a predicted model, not a curated record. Lineage: Eukaryota; Fungi; Ascomycota; Eurotiomycetes; Eurotiales; Aspergillaceae. The coding region runs from base 1 to 429 and encodes 142 amino acids.
AUGCAACUCACGACUCUUUUCGGUCUUGCGCUCUCCACCCUGAGCCUCACCUCGGCUUCCCCCAUGAAUUAUCCCAGCCGCCGUGACAGCGCGGCGUUGACCUGGCAUGUGUCCAACUUCACCACCGGCUGCUCGCCGGGAGGCUGUGUCUACAACUUCAACAUCCUGGGCAUUGCCACCAAGUACACCCCUGGCUUCAAUACCAGCUGCUCCGGUACCACUGAGAGCUCAGACGACCUCGUUUCCUGCCAGAACCCGUUGAUCAAGUCUCGCGUCAAGGCCGAGCCGUAUCCGCUAUGGAAUGUUCGCGUCGAGCACGAGUGGAUUGAGACUGGCGACGCCGAGUUCUAUGCUUUUGGAGAGACCAAUGUCACUUCCUCCACGCCGCGGUUCACCAUCCCCGUUACCGAGGAGUAUGGCGUCGCCUAG